AUGGCAAGCUCUGAAAAGACUUCGGUACAAGUAGCCUUACGAAUACGACCGUUAACCGAUCAAGAUCAGAAAACGUUACCACCAAGGUUUCAACGACAAGUCUUAUCUGCAUCACCACAUGCUCCAAAUCAAGUUAUUGUAUCCGGUGAAAAGAAACAAUUUUAUUCUUUUGAUCAUGUAUUCAGUCCGGAAACUUUACAGAAUGAAGUUUAUGAAAAAGCUGUAUUAAAAUUGAUUGAUAAAUUUAUAGAAGGAUACAACGUAACAAUUUUAGCAUAUGGUCAAACUUCUUCAGGCAAGACUUAUACUAUGGGCACGUCAGACUCAUCCAAGAUUCCUGCUGAUCAGAAAGGAAUAGUUCCUCGAGCAAUGCAAACCUUAUUUGACAUUAUAAAUUCCACACAAUAUAAAUCUCGUAAACUUCAGAUUAAAGUUUCAUUUAUUGAAAUUUAUAAUGAAGAUUUAAUUGAUUUACUUGGUGAAGGUGAAGGUGAAAGUAGACCUCAGGUUACUAUAAGAGAAGAUUCUAAAGGUCAUAUUUUAUGGAGUGGAUUACAAGAAAUUAAAGUUAAUUCGGUCGAUGAGGUUAUGGGAUAUUUGUCACGAGGUUCGUUGAAUCGUCAAGUUGGUGCAACAGAUAUGAAUCAGAAAUCUUCUAGAUCACAUGCAAUAUUCUCCGUAACGUUGAUUCAACAUAAAUUUGUGUCGGGUACUGGAGGUGGUAGUAGGUCAAUGACACCGGAGAUACCUGAAUUGAAAACUGGAAUUAGACCUCCGUCACGAUCGAGCUCUAGGUUGAGUAAUAAAAGAUCUGAUGAUGGUAGUGGUGAAUGGAUUUCUGUUACUAGUAAAUUCCAUUUUGUGGAUUUGGCUGGUAGUGAGAGGCUAAAAAAGACCGGAACUGUAGGAGAUCGUGUUAAAGAAGGAAUAUCUAUUAAUUCUGGUCUUUUAGCUUUAGGAAAUGUUAUUUCUGCUCUUGGUGACCCUAGCAAGGCUAAACACACAACACAUAUUCCUUACCGAGAUUCAAAGCUAACACGUUUAUUACAGGAUUCUCUUGGUGGAAAUGCUCAAACAUUAAUGAUUGCUUGUGUAUCAGGAGCGGAAUACAAUCUUGAUGAAACUGUUAACACUCUUAAAUAUGCAAAUAGAGCUCGUAAUAUUAAAAAUACUGCUGUUGUAAAUCAAGAAGAGGCCGGUUGGAAUGAUAUAGAACACUUGCAAUCUUUAGUGGCUAAAUUAAGAAAUGAAAUUAAAGCUCUUAGAGCUGCUGAUGCUUUAGCAAAUGGAAGUUUUGGAGGUAAUAGUACGCCCGCUUCCGGGAGAUCUACUCCGUUGGGUAUAAGCGGACGAGAAACUCCAAGUUAUCAAAGUCAUCUAAAACGACCUUCAACUCCACUUUCAAUAAAUAUGGCUCUGGGUAAUGCUAAUCCAAAUCAUAAAGACGUUGAAGUACUUGAAGAACAACUCUCACAACUUCAACGAUCUUAUGCGGAUUUAACACAAAAAUAUGCUAAAAUUUCUGCUGAACUUGCCUUACAUCAAGAUAAUUCUGAUGAUGUGGGGACAACUCCAUCAAAAUCUUCUUCAGUUAAAAUACAACAGGAUGACAUUAAAUCAAAACCAUCAAUGAAACCCAUAAAAGAAGAACUUUUUUCUGCAAGUUUUCAGGAAGCUGUUGAACCCGUAAUCGAAGAAUACGAAAAGUCAAUAUCUGCUCUUGAAAGUAAACUUGCACUUACACGAGCUGCAUUAUCACAUUCUGAAACAACGAUGCAAGAGCAGGAACAAAAAUUAAUUUAUGCUGAACAAGCUAAUGAACAAAAUAAAAAUUUGAUAAAUGAUUUAAAAAAUAAAGUUGCUAGAUUUAACGAACGUGAAUCUACCACCGAACAUUAUAUUAAAGAUCUGGAAUCUAAACUUGAAGCUCAAUCUACAGAACAACAAAAAGAUCAAGAUUUAAUAAAUGAAUUGAAGAACAAAAUCACUCAAUUAAAAUCAAAUGGUGAUAAUAGUGAAGGUUAUAUUCAAAGUUUAGAAUCUCGUUUAGCUGUAAGUGAGGAACAAUUAAGCAAAUUUCGUCAAAAUGUUGGAAACCUCGAAAUACGUCUCCAGGAUCGUGAAGCUGCUUAUCAAGAUUUAGAGAAUCGUAUGAAACUUAUGGAAGUUGAUGAUAAGAAAAUAUUAAUAAAUGAAAUUGAUGAUCGUGAUAAAAGAAUCUCUCAACUUGAACAAAAAGUUGAUUUACUCAUGAAAGAAUUAGAUAGAUUACGAGAAUUUUCUAAUUCUGAUGAAAUUGAUAUUCAUGAACGUUCUGUUUCAGAAUUUUCCACAAAUUCUAAUUAUAGUUUAUCAACAUCACAAUCUAUUACUCCUCUUGGUGAGCAUGAACGAAUGAACAUUUCAGCUUUGGAAAUAAAACUUUCUGAAUUACAAAAAACUCACGAAGAUACUGUGAAAGAAUUUAAUGAAAUGAAGGAUAAAUAUCAAUCGUGUGUUGCCGAAAUAGAUGACCUUCGUGUGCAAUUAACAGAAGCUAGAUUAAUUAAUUCUGAAAUAGAUGAUAAUUUCAAAUCAACUCCGUCAACACCUAUUACACCUAUGUCCCCUAUGAGUACGAAUAGUGUUAAUUCUUUUAGAUUUUCACUUCCACAAACGACACGUUCUAAUGAAUUUAGUAAAGAAGCUCUUUAUAAAACUCUUGAUGCUUCUAAACGUACUUUUCAUCACAGAAAAGCCAGAUCACUUUCUGCAGAAAUUAAAGGUUCUGAAAAACGUGAUCUGGUUCAUCUUGCUAUUAUGCAAAAAUUAAAUAAUGAACUUAAACAACUUUCUUCACUUAAUGAAGAUAAAGAUCAUGGUUUAGUUUCUAUUAAACAAGAAUUUGCUCGGUUGGAAAUGUGUUAUCGUGAAACUCUUGAACUUGUUGAAGAGUUACGUGAAGAGAUCAAAAGACGUGAUGCGUUGGCACAAUUAGAAGUUAUGUCUGUGAUAACUUCAGAUCACUCUAAUACAGAAGGUUAUACUCCUUCAAACAUUAGUGAAAUUGAUAAACUUGAUAUUGUUCAACGACUUCGUGAAGAAGUUGAACAACUUAAGGAAGAACAAAGAUUAGAAAUGGAACAUCUUUCAGAAUAUAAAAAAAAUAAAGGGAAUGUUGACGAAGUAUCUCUUGAAGGUUCACGACCAGGUGAAAAUGCAGAUGCUUCGAAAUCGGAGAAUGAAAAUGAUGAACUUUUGGCACACCGACGACAGAUUGAAAAACUUCAAGUUGAAAUUGAAUCGAAAAGUCAUACCAUUGCUGCACUUUUACUUCCAAAUGAAUAUCAAAAUACUAUUCGUCGUCUUGAAGACGAACUUCAAGAAGUUAAAGAAGCUCAUCGUAUAGCAAUGAAAGAAAAAUAUGGCAAAUCGAGUAUCACAUCUGAGACCGUUGAAGAAGAUGUUAAUCGAUCUAUUACUCAUAAUGAUGCGACAUCAUCUGAUAAGCUUGAACAAAAUGUUGACGAAAAUGUUAGGGAAUUAGAAGAUAAAGUUAAAGAAUUGGAAGUUCAACUAACAAAAGCAAAAGAAGCCCAACAACAUAUUCCAACACCAAUGAAUUCUUUACUUACAAUGAUUGACCCUGCACAUAAAACUUUAAAUGCUCUUCAAACAAAACUUUCGGACCUGCAACGUGAUCUUGUUAGUAAAUCUAAUAAUGGUCAAGAUUUAAAAGCUGAACAAGAAUUGGUUUCUUCUAUACAAGGUCAAUUAGAAAUACUCAUUACUGACAUUAAACGAAAGUACGAACUUAUAGAUAAUUUGAAACGAGAUUUGGUUGAUAAGGGUACGAUGCAACAAAAAUUGAAAGAAAAAGAAGUAGAAGUUUCAGAACUUAAAGUUCACUUAAUACAAUUAGAAGAACAUAAUAAAAAUCUUUCAAGGGAAAUUGAAGAACUUCAAACUCGAAUACUUAGUAAUGAUCCUAGUAAUAAUUCAGGAGAACUUUUACAAGAACUUAAAGAUGCAAAAGAAAAAGAAUCUCUCGCACAAAAUCGGUUAAAAGCUUUAAAGUCCGAAGAAGAAAAUCUUCGUAAUGAAAUAAAAAGUAUGCGAAAGAUUGAAAUUGCUCAACGCGAAAAAAUUACUGCUUUAGAAACUCGUUUAAUUGAAAAUGGUUGUAUUAUUGAUGAAAACCUCAUUAAAUUAAGAACAGAAUUAGCAUUGACUAAAGAAGCUGAAAUUGUUAAUAAUCGAACUAUAAUGGAUAUUGAGACUAAAUUAAACGGUUCAAUAUCAGAUACUGAUGUUUCAGAGGAUUCUGAUUCACUAACUGAUAUGAAGAACAAACUUGCAGAAUCAAAGUCCGCUGGUUCACAUCUUCGUAAAACUAUUCAAGAGUUAGAGACUAAACUUUUAACAGCAGAAAAGGAAUCAAGUAAUUUACAAAGUCCUGCUAUUGACAAUAAAAUGGUAGAAGACCUUACCGAUCAAUUAAAGAGUGUUCAAAUCGAAUCAUUAACUUAUAAAGAACGUGUCCAAGAACUUGAAAAUACAACACAACAACUUCGAUCAAGUAACGAAGAGUAUUUGAAAAUAAAAAAUGAACUUAAUAAUCAAAUUGAACAAUUACAAGGAAAACUUGAAUCACUUGUAGAAGAAUCUAAUAAUGUUGCUAUUGAUAGUAAAAUGAUUGAGGACCUUACCGAUCAAUUAAAGAGUGUUCAAAGCGAAUCAUUGGCUUAUAAAGAACGUGUCCAAGAACUUGAAAAUGCAGCACAACAACUUCGAUCAAGUAAUGAGGAUUAUUUGAUAAUAAAAAGUGAACUUAAUAACCAAGUUGAACGAUUACAAAAAGAACUUGAAUCACUUGCAGAAGAAUUUGCUGAAGCUGCUAUCAAAUAUGAGGAUUCUGAAGCUACAUUACAAGAGCAAAAGAAUCGUAUUGUUCAUUUGGAAGAAACCCUUGAAACAUUUAAAAAUCAAAAAGGUAAUUCGGAUUCUGGUCUUGCACAACUGGCUGCAGAGAAUGAAACUUUAAGGCAUACAAAUGACAAUUUGAACACCAAGAUUUCUGAAGCGGAGGAUCGUAUAUUAUCAUUGAAUGAGAGAAUAACAACUUUACAACGUGAACUCGAGAACGCAAAGUCUCCAAAUAAUGAUCAGAAUAUAGAAUCCGUUAAGACGUUAAAAGAAAAGAUCCAUGAACUUGAAAUGGAAAAACAAGUAUUAGAAGAAGCAAACGCGACAUUUUUGGAAGAUCAUAAAAAACUUGAUCAAAAGAUAGAAUCUUUAACGCAACAACUUACGUCAGCGGGUAAAAGUGGAAAUAAGACUGCAGCUCAUCUCGCAGAUCUUAACGGAAAGAUUUCUACUUUAGAAAAUGAAAUAGAUCAAGCGAGACAAAAAUCACGAGAAGAUAUUGCAAUAAAGGAAAAGGAAAUGAUGAGACUAUUAGAAAUAAAUGAACAAUUAAUGCAAGGAAAAAGUGAUGCAGCAUUGAGAUCUCCUAAAUCUCCAAAAUCUCCAAAGUCUCCAAAUGAUACAGAUUCGUUAGAUUCAGGAUAUGUAUCCGGAAGUACACGCACAUUAAAUAAUACAGACAAUGUUCUUCAAAAUAAAUUUAUACACCAAGAAAAUACAAUUACUCAACAAAAUAAUCUUAUCAAGACUCUUCAAGACAAAAUCAACGAACUCGAACGACGAUCACCUAGUCUUGGAAGACCUGUUUCAGCAGAACUUGAUGCUGUGGGAGGAGAUUCUAAAAAGAAUUCGAUACGAUAUUCAGAUCUCAAAACUCCACCGGCUCCGCCACCAACUCAACCACUGCCUUUACCACCAACUAGUCCUUCACCACCUCCUCGAGUUUCACAAGAUCUAACUUUGGAAGUUCAAAAACUUAAUAAGAAAAUCGCGACAAUUGAAGGAGAAAAUCUUCAAAAUUGUCAACUCAUUGAAACUCUUGAAGAAUCCCUUAAUGAUACAGAGAAAAACCUCCAAAUUGCUAGGCAAGAGUUGCAGGUAUUACAGCAUGAAAAAUUGGAUCUUGUAGGUCAAGUAAAGAAUUUGAAAAAUCAAUUAGAAGAUGCAACUAUACAAUUUGAAAAAACAAGAUCAACUGUUCAACAAGAAAAAGAAGCUAUCGAAGCAACAUUGGAAAAAGAAAAACGUGCAAAACAAAUGGCAGAAAGAGCGAAAUUGCAACUGGAAUCUCAGAUGGAACAACUUAUGGCAAAGAAAAGCAAGUUUAUGUGCUUCUAA
Molecule: messenger RNA, 6243 nt
Organism: Dentiscutata erythropus
Lineage: Eukaryota; Fungi; Glomeromycota; Glomeromycetes; Diversisporales; Gigasporaceae
Source: the annotation of a GenBank genome assembly